AUGCUAAGGGAUCUGAGCUAUAACAAGAUCGGUCGUAUCCUGGUCACUCACUUCGAAGACUGCCCUCUAACCUCCCAACUUAAUCUCCAAAGCAACGAGAUAGCCUACAUUGAAGAUGGAACGUUCGCGAACGUGACAUACAUCGGUAAUCUCAAUCUUCAGAACAACGAGAUCAACGAUAUACCGAUGGGUGGGACCUUUGUAAACAAGACGUUGGGCAGCGUGUCGUUUGGCAGUAUGCAGCUGACAUCACUCACAACGCAUGUGUUCUAUGGCUUGCAUGUGUCAGGUUACUUGUACUUGAAUAACAAUCAGAUCAGUUUCAUUGCCGAUGAAGCAUUCUACGAUGUCACUGUCUCCUACGAUCUGCAUCUUGAAAAUAACGGGCUUGAUACUUUAGAAGGAAAGAUGUUUGGAGGAACAAGCUCGGCAGAUGAGAUACAUCUGAAUGAUAACCUGAUUGCAUCUCUUCCUACAAAUGUCUUUGAAGACGUCUCUGCAAAUAGGAUCAACCUUCAGAACAACCAGAUUCUUGAGAUCGCAUCCACAUUACUGAGUCCCUUAACCAAUCUCAGAGAAUUGAACAUGAAUAACAACAAUAUUUCAUCAGUUGAUGAUGGAGCCUUUGAUGGGCUGGAUAACCUUGUCUCAAUGUGA
This is a messenger RNA of Strongylocentrotus purpuratus (purple sea urchin), 657 nucleotides long. RefSeq names its product leucine-rich repeat-containing protein 15-like. The transcript has 8 exons. The record is from RefSeq and is a predicted model, not a curated record. Lineage: Eukaryota; Metazoa; Echinodermata; Echinoidea; Camarodonta; Strongylocentrotidae. Gene Ontology annotation, molecular function: protein binding. The coding region runs from base 1 to 657 and encodes 218 amino acids.